Messenger RNA from Tachysurus vachellii, 1601 nucleotides. It is a transcript of the gene kctd12.1, whose product is annotated as potassium channel tetramerisation domain containing 12.1. Gene Ontology annotation, biological process: protein homooligomerization; regulation of G protein-coupled receptor signaling pathway. Gene Ontology annotation, molecular function: protein binding. Bases 1 to 870 code for a protein of 289 amino acids. Gene Ontology annotation, cellular component: postsynaptic membrane; presynaptic membrane. The record is from RefSeq and is a predicted model, not a curated record. The transcript has a single exon. Lineage: Eukaryota; Metazoa; Chordata; Actinopteri; Siluriformes; Bagridae.
AUGGCUUUGGUAGAUACACAGCGUGGAAUAACUAACGGUGCAGAUUCUGGCUCCGCAUUUUCGGAAAUUAUAGAACUAAAUGUUGGUGGCCAGGUUUACGUGACAAGACGCGCAACUUUAAUCGCAGUACCAGACUCUCUGUUAUGGGGCAUGUUCUGGAAGAGCACGCCAAAGGACUUAGCGCGUGAUAGCAAAGGGCGCUUCUUUUUGGACCGAGACGGUUUUCUUUUCCGUUACAUCCUAGAUUACCUGCGGGACCUCAACCUGGUGCUGCCUGAUUAUUUCCCGGAGAAGAAGCGUUUGCAAAGGGAGGCUGAGUUUUUUCAGCUGCGAGAGCUGUGCAAACGCUUGAGUCCUAAAAUAAGCAAGGACGACUCAGUUUGUGAGGAGAGCUGCUAUCAGAGCGAUUCAGAUGAGAUGAUGGCGCACGGUGCCGCGGUAUCCGGUUGGGAUGCGUCGCGCGCGCUUUCCGCACUCAGCGUGGCGCACUCGCCCUCGACGGAAGUCAAAAAGUCGGGCUACAUAACCAUUGGCUACAGGGGCUCGUACACCAUCGGGAGGGACAUUCAGACCGACGCCAAGUUUAGACGCGUGGCGCGCAUCACCGUGUGCGGGAAGACGUCUCUCGCCAAAGAGGUGUUCGGAGACACUCUGAACGAGAGCAGAGACCCGGACAGGCCACCGGAGAGAUACACCUCCCGCUAUUAUCUUAAAUACAACUUCCUGGAGCAGGCUUUCGAUAGACUCAAUGAGUUCGGGUUCCGCAUGGUCGCGUGCAGCUCCACAGGAACGUGCGCUUAUGCGAGCAACGACCCCGGCGAGGAUAAAAUCUGGACGAGUUACACCGAGUAUGUGUUCUCACGGGACUAACACUCACUGGAAAUGUUCAGCUCCAUGUGUAUUUAUCAUUUAUGUGGAAGUGUGCAAACAUGGAGAGGAAAAACAUAAAUAGUGUAUUAGGUUAUUAGAAGUUAGCAUUGUUUCACGGAGUUACUUCAAUACUUGGAUACGCAAAUUCAUUGUUAUGUAAAUUAAGGUCACAAACUAAUGAUUUAGUAAGUUACUGCGUAGUAGUUACUUUAUGGCCACUAAAAUCAUUAAAUACAGGACAUCAGACAUUAAAGAUCUCGAAUUAUUUCAUAUUACACAGGCUAAUAGACUUUUACAGAAACUAUAGAGCACAACAGAGAUAAUGGAUCUAAAACUGUUUACAAUUUUUAACCAUUAAUAUUUAAAAGUCAUUAGGCGCUGUCAUGUCUGUAGGGAAUUUGAGAAGCCUAAAAAAAGAAAUAAGACAAUUUAAACCUUUACUGCUGUAUAUUGGAUGUAUAAAAGCUCUCUUGCAUGAUGUUAGACUGAAGGCAAUGAUUUUGCAAGUAUCAAUAAAGACUUUAUCUCUCUCUCAUCUUUUGUUUAUCAGAUUAGUAAUUCAGCAAGUCUUGCCAUCAAUGUGCAUGCCAUGUUCCAUGUUAAUGUGCAUCCACUGGCUUCUGUACUGUUGUGGUCUGGUGGAAAAAUAUAAAUUGUACACCCGUUUAAAACUGCAGAUUUACUGUUUCUAAACUAUUUAAUUUAUAAGACAUUUUUUUCUUAGGUACUGU